CGAAGAGAAGGGCGAGACGGGGACCCACGUGGAAUGAUAUGUUCUCUAUGAAUCUUUUCUCCGGUGUCAUCACCACCUCUCUUCAGUUCCCUUUCCCAUCGUCUCCGUUGAGCUUUGGUCGAACGACGUCGUAGAGGAGCGAGGACGAAGAGGAACCAUCAUACCUGGAAUGCCAAAAUUCACCAUUCUUCUUCUUUUAUGAUUUAUACUCUCUGCAUCUAAACGCCAAAAUCCACGCUUUAUCUUUCGCUUCCCUUCAUUCCGAACUCGAGUGUCAAUAAGGGUGACGGCGUCAUAGGAGAAGACGAGAUUAGGAAAAUGGAUUCGAUUCCGUCGAGCGCUGCUCAUGGGAAUCUGGAUGAGCAGAUUGCUCAGCUCAUGCAGUGCAAACCCUUAUCAGAGCAAGAGGUAAGGGUGCUCUGUGAUAAAGCAAAGGAGAUCCUGAUCGGCGAGAGCAAUGUACAACCUGUGAAAAGCCCUGUGACCAUAUGUGGUGAUAUUCAUGGGCAGUUCCACGAUCUUGCUGAGCUCUUCCGGAUUGGUGGAAAGUGCCCAGAUACCAAUUAUUUGUUCAUGGGAGAUUAUGUGGAUCGUGGAUACUACUCUGUGGAGACAGUAACACUUUUGGUAGCCCUCAAGGUGCGUUAUCAUCAACGAAUUACAAUCUUGAGGGGAAAUCACGAGAGUCGUCAGAUUACUCAAGUUUAUGGGUUUUAUGAUGAAUGCUUAAGGAAGUAUGGUAAUGCCAACGUCUGGAAGACAUUCACAGAUCUGUUUGACUAUUUUCCACUGACAGCAUUGGUCGAGUCUGAAAUAUUUUGUCUCCAUGGUGGGUUGUCUCCAUCCAUUGAAACACUUGAUAAUAUCCGUAAUUUUGAUCGUGUACAAGAAGUUCCUCAUGAGGGUCCCAUGUGUGAUCUCCUAUGGUCUGAUCCUGAUGACCGUUGCGGCUGGGGUAUAUCACCCAGGGGUGCAGGAUAUACAUUUGGCCAAGAUAUAUCAGAGCAAUUUCACCAGACUAACAGCUUGAAGCUUAUUGCUAGAGCACACCAGCUGGUUAUGGAUGGGUUCAACUGGGCUCAUGACCAAAAAGUUGUUACCAUAUUCAGUGCACCAAAUUAUUGUUACCGAUGUGGAAAUAUGGCAUCCAUACUCGAAGUUGAUGACUGCAGAGGACAUACUUUCAUUCAGUUUGAACCGGCUCCAAGGAGAGGUGAGCCCGACGUAACACGAAGAACACCCGAUUACUUCCUAUGAAGACUUGAAGAUUGUGAUCAGAUGGAGCUCCUUUAAAAUGGCCACUCUUUAUGCGAGUGGCUUCUUAGGAAUUGAUAGUGUUAUAAUUUCUUGUUGAGGUGAAAGGUGGGAAUGGCAUAAAGCAUGUAGAACCAAACAGGAAUAGGUCGGGUAGACUGAAGUGGGACUUGGAUCUGGGAUACCGGUACCAGCCUUGGAUGUAGGGGGGGUUGGGGACCAGCAACCACCGUGGUCCAUGCCUAACCCGUAUGCUGCUGCUAGCUUUUGUUCCUUUCUUUCCAUUUGAAGUCUUUAACUUGUUAUUUUUUCUUGCAUAUUCUUGUUUCUUGUAGAAGAUGAUUAUUUUCUGACAGUAAUAUUUUUCUUUAAUACUCAUAGGGCGGCCGGUUAAAUAGUUGGGAUGUUGUUAACUGGACUUGCGUAUGAAUCAUUUCUAGGAGAAUCAGUUGGCCUUUGUUUUAGGUAUCAUAAGACUUUGGGUAUGCAAAAAAUCUUGAGCUUGUUUGUAUUAUUUUUAAAUAUGAGAGUUUGUUUGAACCGUAAGUGGCGUUAUGAUGUUUACUGUAAUAAAUUCCAUAUUUAGCCAUUUCACGACAUAGUUUCAAUUUGUCUUACCUAAAGAUCAACUCUGGUCACUACUCACUAUAAGGAUAUGAUCUUUUUUUGACAUAACUACACGGAGGGAAGAGUUCUAAUAAAAAGACCUCUUCCUGUGCAAAGUGCGAAGAUAUGCACUUUUUCAUGUUUCGAUUGCACUUUUUUUGUGUUUCGGUGGCGAAAAAGUGUGGUUUGUUUACGAAAUUGCCAUCGUGAUUUUGGUUGAAUUUAGUGCUUUUUUGGUUAAUUUUGAGCCAUUAGAUGUGGAAAUGAAUGUACAAGAUUAAUUCUCACUUUGCAUGAGAAGAGCUCUUUGUAUUUGAACCAUCCCCACUAUACGGAUAUGAUCAAUAUUCU
Cuscuta europaea is the source of this 2211-nucleotide messenger RNA. Lineage: Eukaryota; Viridiplantae; Streptophyta; Magnoliopsida; Solanales; Convolvulaceae. The record is from the annotation of a GenBank genome assembly.